AUGAGGACUUCUGUAUUCUCCUUUAUCGGAGUUCGUAAACAUUUUUGGAAGGAAGUGUUCUAUAACAUAUAACUGUACCAAGACUCCAUAGAGAUGACUGAAAUUGUAGGCAUCAUUUUAUAUUAAGAAAUCUAAAUCACCAAAAUACAUUCUGCCAUUGAAGUUAUCCACUGUUAUAGAGAUACUGGGCAAGGUAAGUAAAAAUAAUAGGAAUUUCAGUGGAUUCCAGUUUAAUUACAAAGACUCAACUAAAUUAAUGAAUUGUCGAUCAUCUGAUAUUGCUACGUAAGUGUACAUUUUAUACUUAGUUUUAUGGACAAAGUAAGCAAUUAAAUAACUUUUCUAAAUAUCACUAUGUUUUAUUAGGCAAUAGAAAUUAUAGGAAGAGGCAGCUCUUCAAGUGUUUCUGUUUUGAUCGAUACUUUUUCAUAGGAAAAAUUUGCUGUCAAAAGUAUCAAUAAGGAUUACCUUUUAAAGAACGACAAAUUGAAGGUAAGAAUCAAUUAUAUUGUAGAUAUUAUUUGAAAAUGAGGUGAAGAUCUUAUAAGAAUUGACCAAUUACAAUCAACAAAAUUAUUUUGUGCAUUUGUACAGAGUAUUUGAAAGCUAAUCAUCUUACUACUUGAUAUUGAAUCUCAUGAAAGGCAAGUCAUUAAUGGCCUUCUACAAUAAAAUCAAAGUAAGUAAUAAAGUCAAAUUAUCUGAAAUUAGAAAUAAUCAGACUUUAAAUACUUUCCUCCAGACAUUAUCAGACAAAUCAUGAAGAGACUCCUCUCAGGUGUUUCCCUUUUGCAUUAUCAUCAAGUAACCACUUCAUAUAACUCAGAUAAUACACAGGGAUCUAAAGCCUGAAAAUCUCUUGCUUUUGGAACCAAAUAAGGUUGAAACCCUUACAAUUGCAGACUUUGGAUUAGCAACCUACAGUAAUGUUGAAAAGUGAUUAAUUCUUUAUUGUUCUAUAGGUACUCCUAUCCCAUAUGUGGAACUCAAGGCUAUAUGGCACCAGAAAUCACUAAUUACAAGGAUGGAUAAAUCAAAUAUAAUGAAUAAAUUGACAUCUAUAGCAUUGGUGUCAUAUUCAAUUGGCUGUAAUUCUAUAAUAAUCUUAGACUUAUUGGGGACAUCGAUAACAAUAACCCUAAAUUAAAGAAGUUGGAUUCCAUAACAUUGAAUUUACUGAAUAAUCUCUUAAGAAGAAAUCCCAAAGAAAGAUUGUCUGCUUAAGCAGCACUUCUUCAUCCAUAUUUUCAGAGCGAUGAAACUACUAAGAGGACAUUUCAAUCGGAGUUCGGAUUUGUAACUCCAUAUUUUAUUCUAGGAAAAUGUUGAUUGCGAGACUAUUGUACAACAUGAAGACUUGAAAACCUAUUAAUUGCCACUCAUGAAGAAACCUCAAGGUUAAACAUGAUUAUUCUUUCUCA
Paramecium octaurelia is the source of this 1421-nucleotide messenger RNA. The record is from the annotation of a GenBank genome assembly. NCBI's taxonomy places the organism in Eukaryota, Ciliophora, Oligohymenophorea, Peniculida, Parameciidae.